Molecule: messenger RNA, 1387 nt
Organism: Effrenium voratum
Lineage: Eukaryota; Dinophyceae; Suessiales; Symbiodiniaceae
Source: the annotation of a GenBank genome assembly
AGUUGUUUCAGACUCAGUGAACGCCUUCCCGAGUCAGAGGGCAGAGAGCCAUGAACCGCCUGCAGCGUAUCGCCGGCCAUGUGAACUCGGGCAUGGCGGGCCAGGAGCUCUACCUGGGUGCCCAGCCCACGGCCGCCAUUUGCAGCCCGGAGAAGUCUGAGGAUGAUGUGGUGAUCUGCUGCGCUGUGCGGACCCCGCUGUGCAAGGCGCGCGGUGCCUUUAAGGAGACAGCCCCAGAGCUUCUGUUGGCUACAGUCUUCAAAGAGGUGGUGGCCAGAACCAAGGUGAACCCCAAGGACAUCGGCGACAUUCAGAUUGGCAACGUGCUGCAGCCCGGUGCCAGCGGCCUGACGUCCCGCAUGGGCCAGUUCAUCGCGGAGCUGCCCUAUGACAUCCCGCUGAGCACGGUGAACCGGCAGUGCAGCAGCAGCUUGCAGGCCACCGCCAACAUCGCAGCCUUCAUCAAGGCGGGCGUCAUUGACGUGGGCUUGGCCGGCGGCGUCGAAAAUAUGAGCAUGUUCCCGAUGAUGGCUACGAUUGACAUCACCAAGCUCUCUGCCAAGAUCCUUGACUAUGAAAACGCGGAGGCGUGCCUGCUGCCCAUGGGCCUCACCAGCGAGAAUGUGGCCGCGGCCUACGGCAUCCCCCGAGAGGUCCAAGAUGCCAUGGCGGCGGACUCCCACAAGAAGGCCCUGGAAGCCCAGAAGAACGGGUGGUUCAAGGAGGAGAUCGCGCCAGUGACCGUGGAGACCAAGAACAAGGAUGGCACGGUGAAGACUCAAGUGGUGGACACGGACUCCGGCCCCCGGGCGGGCGUUUCCCGGGAGAGCCUCGCGAAGCUCAAGCCGGCAUUCAAGGCAGGCGGCAGCACCACAGCGGGCAACUCCAGCCAAGUCACGGACGGAGCUGCCAUGGUUUUGCUGGCUAGGCGCUCCGCUGCCGAGAAGUUGGGCCUGCCCAUUGUGGCCCGCUUCCGCAGCUUCGCGUGCGUGGGUGUGGACCCCAAGCUCAUGGGCAUCGGACCGGCCUUCGCCAUCCCUCCAGCGUUGGAGAAGGCAAGCCUCAAGGUGGAGGACAUUGACGUCUACGAGAUCAAUGAGGCCUUCGCGUCUCAGGCGACCAUGUCGAUCGAGCAUUUGAAGAUCCCCAUGGAGAAGGUGAACCCCAAGGGUGGCGCCAUCGCUCUGGGCCAUCCGCUGGGUGCCACCGGGGCCCGGCAGAUCGCCACGCUGCUGCCGGAGCUGAAGCGGCAAAACAAGAAGUUGGGUGUCACGUCCAUGUGCCUGGGCAGCGGCAUGGGUGCCGCCUCCGUCAUCGAGCUGGAGUGAGGAUGAUCCCAUCCAUCAUUUUAUUGCAUGAUUUGUUGCACCUCUCUGGAGCUCUCAGA